Saccharomyces paradoxus is the source of this 3438-nucleotide messenger RNA. RefSeq names its product Ask10p (gene ASK10). The transcript has a single exon. NCBI's taxonomy places the organism in Eukaryota, Fungi, Ascomycota, Saccharomycetes, Saccharomycetales, Saccharomycetaceae. The record is from RefSeq and is a predicted model, not a curated record. Bases 1 to 3438 code for a protein of 1145 amino acids.
AUGUCUGAUUACUUUAGUUCCAGACCUUUGCAAACGCUCACGCCGAUGGCCAAUAAGCCCUCUGGCGGUGGUGGCGAUGAUGCCUCCUCCAUCCAUUCAAAGAGCUCACAGUACUUGAUGGAUAUCUUACCUGAUUCGAUGACCUUAAACGAAAGUGUUUCCUCGACAGUGGCCAAUAAUCAGGCAAAGGAGUUUAUUUUGCCUGAAACAGAUGAGAGAUCUCCCUACUUCAUCAAUGUCCCCGUACCCAAGGCCCAACCAACUUCUAAUUCGGAAACGAAGAAGCCCCUUUCAGGCGACGAAGCUAUCGAUGGGCAGUUUGUUAAGGAGUAUCCCACUGAUGUCCUUGUAGACAGGUUUUAUAAAUGGAAAAAAAUUCUGAAAGGUUUGGUAAUUUACUUAAGGGAAGUCGCAUAUGCUCAAGAACAGUUUGCACGGAUCAAUUAUCAAUUGAAAGGGUCUGUAAAAUUUCCUUUUUUAACUGAUAUUGAUGAAACCACAAAUACCAUCACAGAUCCAUUCACAACGGCUCCUAGAGGGCCUAAGAAACCACAGCCAACGCAGAAGAAAGUGGGCCUAACUGAUAGUGAACAAUUCCAAAUGCAAAUGCAACAGGAACAGCAGGACAACGCAAUGCAUGCCCCCACAGAUGAAAGUAAGAUGAGCUUGGCGCCUCACGAAUACAAGCCCGUCCAGACCGCAGAGUCGGACAAUACGUCUGCCGCCUCUGGUUUUGUUAAAUUUGGUUCAGGCUCUAUUCAAGACAUCCAGGUUAUUUUAAAGAAAUACCAUCUUUCGCUGGCCAAUCAACAGUUUAAAAUUUCCAAAGAGAUUACGUCCACUGUUAUCCCUAAAUUAGAGGAACUAAGGAAGGAUUUAAGAUAUAAGAUUACAGAGAUCAAGGACCUUCACGGUGAUUUUAAAACAAACAUCGGAGCACAUAUCCAGCUAACAAGUCAACUAUUAAAAAAAUACAUCGCGGCUGUAAAGUUUAUGAACGCGCAUGGUAUUGGGAAUGAUAAACCCUCUCCAACAAAUAAGAAGCCGCAUAAAUUGGAUCCUAAACAUGACCCAUAUCUUUUGAAACUGCAACUAGACUUGCAACUUAAGCGUCAAGUCGCAGAAGAAACUUAUUUGCAGGAAGCGUUCAUCAAUUUACAGACUUCAGGUUUACAAUUAGAAAAAAUUAUAUACACCAAGAUCCAACAUGCUUUAUUACGUUAUUCUGCUUUGAUUGAUUCCGAAGCUCGUCUAAUGAUCAAAAAUAUGUGCCAAGAAUUACAACAUGGUAUAAUAUCAAAGCCCCCUGCAUUUGAAUGGGAUAAUUUUGUCAGCCAGCACCCUUUGUGUCUACUCAAUUGGAAAUCUAAUGACCCUAUACCUCCUCCAAGAAAAGUUUCCGACGUUGUUUAUCCCCACAUGAAAUCCCCGCUGGCCAAAUGUAUUAAGGCAGGUUAUUUCUUGAAGAAGUCGGAAUUGCUGCCCACUUACCACCAAGGGUAUUUUGUUCUAACUUCAAACUAUAUCCAUGAAUUUCAGAGUAGCGAUUUUUAUAACCUAUCAUCUUCUACUCCAAAUUCCACUAAAUCCUCAGCUUAUUCUUCUUCCGCUUCAAUUGCGGACACUUAUGCCAGCGUUAAUAACGGCAAAGCUAACAAUCACCAUCGCCAGGCUAGCGAUGCACACAACAACAAUGCUACAACUGGUGGUACAGCUGGUGUAAAUGGGAUGCGUGGUAUUCGUAAAAAGAGUUAUUUGGCACCAAUUAUGAGUAUUCCGCUAAAUGAUUGUACGCUGAAGGAUGCAUCUUCUACCAAAUUCGUGCUUGUAGGGAAACCCACUCUCAAUGAAAAUGCUGAUGUCAGGAAAUCCAGCUCUAGCACUUAUCUGUCUGGUUCUUCACAAACGUCUCUACCAAAGUAUGGCCACGAGACUGCAAAGAUAUUUUCAAAAGCCCCGUUCCACAAGUUUUUGAAGGGAAGUAAGCCAAAAAACAAGAAUGCUAAGCCAAGUGAAUUGGACCAAUUCUACGCCGCAGCUCAAAAGGAAUCGAACAAUUACGUGACUUGGACCUUCAAAAUAGUAUCCCCAGAGCCUUCUGAAGAGGAAUUGAAACAUUUCAAGCGUUGGGUCCAAGAUUUGAAAAAUUUAACUAGCUUCAAUGAUACUAAAGACAGAAUCAAAUUUAUUGAAGACCGUGUGGUGAAAUCACACCGAUUCAAGGCAGGACAUAUCUCAAGGAACAGCAUGAAUAUAGGCUCUCAUACACCUUGUUUAACGGAUAGCACAUUCACGUUGCAAGAUGGUACUACGACAUCCCUCAAUUUAAAGGGCAGGGCAGACAAACCCCAGUAUAUUCAUAUUCAGAACAAUUCACUGGCAGAUUUUGAUGGAAAUGGUUUUAGAUCCAAGGUUAAUACACCUGCCAUUGACGAUUAUGGCAAUUUGAUUACGGUGGAAAGAAGACCUGCGCAAUCUCCGCACCAAUAUUCUGACUAUAUAGUCACUUCAGGUAAUACAACUCCCUCCUAUUCAUCAGGCUCAAGACCCCAGAGCAUGUAUAAUGGGUAUAACCCAGCAGUAUCAAUAACGAGCAAUGGAAUGAUGCUCCAACAGUCGACAGUAAACAGUAACAAUAAUCCGAUAACUAAUCUGCGCCACCAAAGGAAUAUUUCGCAAACAAGCUCUCUACCUGGAUUUUCAUACACAUCACCAUCAUUGCCGGUGAAUUCCCCGGGUAGUUCUAAUUCAGAAUCCAGCUCAGGCGGUUAUUUUGCCAUUCCGCUUCAUGGGAAUAGCAGCAACAAUAAUUACACGCAAAGGAACUCUGAAGGCUCUAGCCCAUGUUACAACGAUGACCAAAUACGACAACAGCAGCAACCUCAGCAAAUGCAAUCUUUAUCAAGAACUUCAAGUUCAAGUAUUAAUGUCACAGGGAUGAGAAGUACAUCUGCAGGCAAUCCAGUUACUGCGAACGCUCCCGUUGUGCCUAAGGUGAUGGUUAAUAACCAAAAUGUUAAAACUGUCGCUGCUGAUCAGUCUGUUACAGCAUCUUCUUCACCUACAAUGAACUCCCCCGUCACAACGAACAACCGCGAAUCACCAUAUCAAACUUUGAAGAAAACGAACAGCACAGGCAAUGUUCCUUGUUUGACUACGGAAAAAACACAUGCGCACCCUGCUUUCUAUAAACGAGGCAAUAAUAGUGCUCAGAAUUUGACCACCUCCAGUCCAACAGCUUCUAGAGUGCAUCCUAUUCGAAAGCACAAAAAAAACGUAUCAUUCAGUUCUUUGAAUAGCCUGAUGUUUUCAAAAAAAGGUGCAAAUCAUGGUGGUAAUUUAAUGACCAAUCAAUUUAUGAGUGGUGGAAUUCAGGAAGAUGAUGAUGAUUCAGCUAAUAAUGAUACCAUAAAACUAAACCAGUCGAUCUAUUCUUAA